UCAGAGGAGGCAGCAUAAACAAGAUCAAACUAAAACCGUCAGCUGUAAACAAUCGGAGUGCAUUGAUUGCAGUUCGUCUGUAAUCAGAUUACAGAUUACAAAGUGGUUUCAGGAAAAAGAAAUCAGGAAAAUGGCAUAUUACCCCCAGCAACAGCAACAACCAUUUUACAACCCAAAAAUCCCUUUUACUGGCUCAAUCCAAGGAGGCUUGAGGGAUGGAAAGACAAUCAUUGUAUGUGGACGGGUUUUACCUGGAGCAAACAGGUUUCAUGUGAAUCUCCAGUGUGGUUCCAGACCAGAUGCUAACAUUGCCCUGCACUUUAACCCACGUUAUGACUCCAGUUCAGGAUACAUUGUGGCUAACACUAAGCAGAAUAACUCCUGGGGUAUAGAGGAGCGCAUAUACCAGUCUUACUUUCCCAUGGGAAACGCUUUCAAUAUGCAGAUCUUGGUUACAACCCAAUCAUACAAGAUAAGUGUCAAUGGCAUCCACAUCAAGGAUUACGUUCACCGUAUCCCAUUUAACAUGGUGGACACGAUCGGAGUUGAUGGGAUGGUGGAGGUUAAUACCAUCAGUUUCCAGGAUCCUGUGGGUUUUGUACCUGCCCAAGCUGGAUUCCAGCCACAGUUUGCUUAUCCUAAUGCAUGUAGUGCACCUGCAUUUCCUGCUCCAGUAAACUAUAGUGUCCCAUACAAAUCCAUCAUCAAUGGUGGAUUGUAUCCUGGCAGAAACAUUACCAUCCAAGGUGUAGUUAAUCCUCAAGCUUGCAGAUUUUCCAUUAAUCUGCGUCACAGAAGUGGGAUAGCAUUUCAUUUCAAUCCACGAUUUGAUGAAAAUGUGGUUGUGCGCAAUACCCAAACAAUGGAGAAGUGGGGCUCAGAGGAGCGCUCCGGAGGAAUGCCAUUCCACAAGGGGCAAAACGUCCAGAUAAUCAUCUCCUGCAAUCCCCAUCAUUACAACGUGUUUGUCAAUGGAACACAAAUCUGUACCUACAGCCACCGGUUCACCAGCCUGGGGGAGAUUGAUGUUCUGGAGGUGACUGGCGACUUAAGCCUGACUGCUGUAACUGUCUAGGCUUUUUAUUUUUUAAACUCACAGCGUAUCAUUAAAUUUUUUUAAUAUACUUACUGUCUUUUUAUUACAAUUAUAAUAACAAAAUAUAUGAAAUGUAUUCAUUCAAACAAUGCAUUUUCAAUAUGAUAUUUUAAUAAUCCUUUUCAAUUACAUAUAACAAUAAUGUCUUGAUAGUUACCUUUAACCCAAGCAAUAAAGCAGUGCCAUCUGGUACUAUAUGUCUGAAA
Molecule: messenger RNA, 1302 nt
Organism: Tachysurus fulvidraco (yellow catfish)
Lineage: Eukaryota; Metazoa; Chordata; Actinopteri; Siluriformes; Bagridae
Product: galectin-9
Exons: 10
Coding region: 131-1075 (314 amino acids)
Biological process (GO): negative regulation of type II interferon production; negative regulation of CD4-positive, alpha-beta T cell proliferation; positive regulation of gene expression
Cellular component (GO): nucleus; cytosol
Molecular function (GO): galactoside binding; carbohydrate binding
Source: RefSeq, a predicted model, not a curated record